Molecule: messenger RNA, 1832 nt
Organism: Magnolia sinica
Lineage: Eukaryota; Viridiplantae; Streptophyta; Magnoliopsida; Magnoliales; Magnoliaceae
Product: ferrochelatase-2, chloroplastic-like
Exons: 10
Coding region: 284-1759 (491 amino acids)
Biological process (GO): heme biosynthetic process
Molecular function (GO): protoporphyrin ferrochelatase activity
Source: RefSeq, a predicted model, not a curated record
CUGCUUGCCGCCUCCUUUAAGCGCGCUUUGACUCUUUCCCAUUUUCUCUCGUUUCUCUUUUAAAACCCUAGAAAUUUCUUUCUUAUCUGCAGCCCUCUUUCCUGAUUCUUCCAAUUCAAACUAUCUCCAUUUCAGGUAGAUAUCUCCUUCAUCUUUCUCUCCGUCAUUAGAUCUAUCUCCUCAUUUUGCAGAUUCUCGUCUCGUAUUCAUCAGGGAAUUCGAGAGAAUUCCCCUUGAAUGUGGGGAAACGAGGUGAAGGUUGUUUUUACUUGAGACCUACAAGAUGGAUGCCAUUGGCUCUGGAGUGUUACAUCUGAACCCAUCUGGUUUUCGUCUUCGCAGUGCUAGUCAUAAUUCACCGGCAUCAUGUCCUCAGGCCAGUGUUUCCUUUGUUCAUGGCACGUCUAUUAGCUGUUCCUCUGAAGGAUCAAGAAAUCUAAAUAAAUCAUUACAGCCAUUGACCUUCUCGUUAUCCGACUUAGCUGACAGAAAUGGGAUUCUGGGGAGUGCAUAUCUUUCUGAGCCUGUUCAUAAGAGAGGGCUUGUUGGGCAAACAUUCUGCUCUGCAGGAGUGUGCACAUUUCCUGAAACUGCAUUUGGAGUUCCUUCGCAAACCACACACGAGAAGGUUGGAGUGCUGCUAUUGAACCUUGGAGGACCCGAGACACUUCAUGAUGUUCAACCAUUUUUAUUCAAUUUAUUUGCAGAUCCAGAUAUUAUCCGACUUCCUAGACUUUUCCGGUUCCUUCAACGACCACUUGCUCAACUAAUUUCUGUUCUCAGAGCUCCAAAAAGUAAAGAGGGAUAUGCUUCCAUUGGAGGUGGUUCGCCAUUGCGACGAAUAACAGAUGAGCAGGCACUUGCACUGAAAGUGGCCUUGGAAGCAAAGAAAAUGCAUGUAAAUGUUUAUGUUGGAAUGCGAUACUGGCACCCUUUCACUGAGGAAGCCGUUCAUCAGAUUAAGAAGGACGGAAUUACAAAGCUUGUUGUGCUGCCACUUUAUCCCCAGUAUUCUAUCUCCACAAGUGGGUCAAGCAUCCGCCUUCUCCAAAGCAUCUUCAGUGAAGACUCUUAUCUAGCAAGACUGCCAGUAUCUAUCAUAAAGUCGUGGUAUCAACGUGAAGGUUAUAUCAAGUCAAUGGCUAACUUGAUUGAGAAAGAACUACAGAGUUUCUCUAAACCUGAAGAGGUUAUGAUAUUCUUCAGUGCACAUGGGGUGCCAGUAAGUUAUGUUGAGGAUGCAGGGGAUCCUUAUAGAGAUCAGAUGGAAGAUUGUAUCAGUUUAAUAAUGGAAGAAUUGAAAUCUAGAGGAAUUGCCAACAGUCACACUCUUGCAUACCAGAGCCGAGUUGGGCCUGUACAGUGGUUGAAGCCCUAUACUGAUGAAGUGAUUGUGACGCUUGGUCAGAACGGUGUGAAGAGUCUGCUAGCUGUUCCAAUAAGCUUCGUAAGCGAGCACAUCGAAACUCUGGAAGAGAUCGACAUGGAGUACAGGGAGUUGGCCCUCGAAUCGGGCAUCGAGAACUGGGGUAGGGUCCCAGCUCUUGGAUGCACCUCAUCCUUCAUCUCUGAUCUGGGGGAUGCCGUGAUUGAAGCCCUCCCAUCUGCAAUUGCCAUGUCAACUGCCAAUGACACAUCCCGAGAAGCUGACUUGGACCCAUUGAGAUCUGCAAUCAAGUUGUUCUUUGGUUCGAUUCUUGCAUUCUUUCUGAUGUUAUCCCCAAAACUGAUAUCCACAUUCAAGAAUUACCUCCACUGAAGAUUCUCUCUCAGAUUGAAACCGCAACAAAGAUUCUCCCGAUCCACACAGAAAAAAUUACACAAUGAUUAUA